Metarhizium brunneum ARSEF 3297 is the source of this 1125-nucleotide messenger RNA. The record is from RefSeq and is a predicted model, not a curated record. Lineage: Eukaryota; Fungi; Ascomycota; Sordariomycetes; Hypocreales; Clavicipitaceae.
AUGACCCUCUCUCAUGAUCACGACCUGCGAGGCAGUGCCGGUGACAGCUCCUCCGUCAGGGAACCUUUGAAACUAAGGGGUCUUCUGGAUGGCUACAAGUCGUACGAUGUCACCCCCGUAAUCGGAACCGAGUUCCCCGACGCCAACGUGGUGGAAUGGAUGAAGGAUGCAAAUAGCGAUGAAAUCUUGCGAGACUUGGCUGUUACCAUCUCUCGUCGGGGUGUGGUUUUCUUUCGAGCCCAGACCGACCUUACAGACGAGCUUCAAAAGGAGUUGGCUCUUCGCCUGGGCCGUCUAACAGGCAAACCGGAAUCCUCAACACUGCACAUUCAUCCACUGGCCAACUUCAACGCAGAUCGGGACCCCCAUCUCAACAUCAUCACCACCGACCAGGCGACUAACCCUGCAGAGGACCUUUGGAAAAAUAGACCGGCCGAUAUAAGAAACAGCUGGCAUACGGAUGCUGGGUAUGAGCCGAAUCCACCCGAUUACUCCAUCUUGAAGCUCAUCAAACUCCCAAAGACCGGCGGAGGUAUGCCAUGCAGUUUAGCCCCUUUCCACGCUCCAUUCUACAUCGUUCUGACUGUUCCCUGCAUAGAUACAAUGUGGGCCUCGUCUUGCGAAAUCUACGACAAAGUGUCUCCUGCCUACCGCAAAUUCCUCGAAGGACUCACUGCCGACUUCUCCCAAUCUAGAUUACCAAAUGUAGCUGCUGCCAAGGGAUUCGAGCUAUAUUCCAAGCCUCGCGGGUCCCCCAACAACGUUGGCACUUCUCUGCGCGCCGUUCACCCGGUCGUUCGCACCAACCCCGUCACUGGAUGGAAGAGCCUCUUUGCCGUUGGCAACCACGUCGAGCGCAUCAAUGAUGUGACGUCUGAUGAAAGCAAAAGACUGCUGGACUGGUUCCUGCAGUUGAUUGUCGAAGAACACGACUGCCAACUGAGGCAUCGGUGGGAGAACCCCUACGACAUUGCCAUCUGGGACAACCGCUCCGUCUACCAUACCGCCAUUUUUGAUUAUGCUGGAUUGGGUGCCCGCACUGGCCAUCGCGCGGUGGGAAUCGGCGAGAGACCUUAUUUCAACCCGAGCAGCAAGACCCGUCGUGAAGCCCUCGCUGAGGAAUGA